This is a messenger RNA of Gambusia affinis (western mosquitofish), 4806 nucleotides long. RefSeq names its product forkhead box protein O1-B-like. Gene Ontology annotation, cellular component: nucleus. The transcript is spliced from 3 exons. NCBI's taxonomy places the organism in Eukaryota, Metazoa, Chordata, Actinopteri, Cyprinodontiformes, Poeciliidae. Bases 224 to 2149 code for a protein of 641 amino acids. Gene Ontology annotation, molecular function: RNA polymerase II cis-regulatory region sequence-specific DNA binding; DNA-binding transcription factor activity, RNA polymerase II-specific. Gene Ontology annotation, biological process: regulation of transcription by RNA polymerase II. The record is from RefSeq and is a predicted model, not a curated record.
GACAGAGCGGCAGAGUUCAGAGUUACCGAUGCAGGAAGGUGUGAACUUCUGUCAAAAGCUAGAGCAAUAUCUCUAUCGGAUAAACUGGACACUUCUAUUUACUUCUGUGAUUCCACCAGUGGACGCAGCAUCCACUUUUCAAUUUGUAAGUCCUAUGUUUUCCUUUUUCUAUACUUUUAUAUGUGAACGUUGAUGUGAAGGGCAGCACCCGUGUGACCCAGACAUGGCUGAGGCGCCCCCACCACAGGUACAGCCUGUCGAUAUUGACCCGGACUUUGAGCCCCUGCCCCGCCCGCGGUCCUGCACCUGGCCCCUGCACCGCCCGGAGCUCGUCGACCCCGCCGGGUCCAACACAUCCUCCCCGGCGCCGUCGGUGCAGCAGGAGCCCGGAGGAAAUGCGGAGUUCAUCAGCAGCCUCGGCUUGUUGGAAGAGAACUAUGAAGAAUACGCAGAGGAUAAAGCACAUUGCCAUGUUUUUCACCACCACCAUCCUCAUCAUCAUCUGCAGCAGCAGCAGCAGCAGCAGCAGCAGCAGCUGCUGCCGGGUCCCCAGCUGCCGCCUCAGCAACAGGUGUCUCCUUCAGGGGUCCCACCCUUGGGCUCCUCCGGUCAGAGGAAGAUCAGCUCGUCCCGUCGCAACGCCUGGGGUAACAUGUCCUACGCUGACCUCAUCACCAAAGCCAUAGACAGUUCACCCGAGAAGAGGCUGACCCUGUCUCAGAUCUACGACUGGAUGGUGAAGAGUGUGCCCUACUUCAAGGAUAAGGGAGACAGCAACAGCUCUGCGGGCUGGAAGAACUCCAUCCGACACAACCUGUCGCUGCACAGCCGCUUCGUGCGCAUACAGAAUGAAGGGACGGGGAAAAGCUCCUGGUGGAUGCUGAAUCCUGAAGGAGGAAAGAACGGAAAGUCGCCUCGACGCCGAGCCGUCUCCAUGGACAACAACAAUAAAUUUAUCAAGAGUAAAGGAAGAGCCACAAAGAAAAAGAUGUCUUUACAGGAAGGCGUGGAGGGGGAAGGAAGCAGCCCAGGCUCCCAGUACUGUAACUGGCUGGGAAGCCCAAACUCCCACAACAGCGAGGACUUUGAAGCCUGGAGCUCUUUCAGAACCCGCACCAGCUCCGACGCCAGCACUCUGAGUGGACGCCGUUCUCCGUUUCCUUCUGAGAAGGAGGAUCUCGUGGAGUCUGACGGACACAUGUUGUUCCCCGCCACAUCUGGGACCAAGAUAACUUCCAGCCUUCCCAGCCUCUCCGAGGUGUCUGGACCCAUGGUCCAACACGGCUCUGAAAGAGUCAUGGAGAGCUUGCUGGAUAACCUCCACCUGCUGUCUCCUAAAGCCCCCCAGCAUGGCUCAGACUCGCCUCGUUCCCCGAACAACGCCGGGCUUCAGAGCGGCUCCUACGGCUCUGCUGGCAUGAGCCAGGACUACAGUAAGUGCAUGUACAGCCAGGUGAGGCUGAACUCUCUGUCGCCCGUUCCCAUGCAGACACUUCCACAGAACAAGCCUGGAUUUGGAGGUUAUGAGAACCAGUACAUCUGUCCAGCCGGACUCCUCAAAGAGCUACUGACCACUGAUGCAGGCUCCAGUAGAGACAUAAUGCCUUCCAGUGACAGAAGGGUGUCUGACACUGGAAGGGUAAGUAGUCUCAUGUCCGCUUACAGCAGUCACAACCAUAUAGCGAGACAUCCUGGUAUUAAAAUAAUUACCCCUCUUCAGAGUCACCCAGGUCUACACGUAAACCCACAAUCUAUACAUAGCCAAGGUCCUGCUCCCUCAAGAGACUUGAAUAGUUGCAACAUGAUACCCUUGGCUAGCCUGACUACUGUCUCAGGGGCUCCCCAACGACUGAACAGGCUGAGGACUUGCAUGCAGCCUCCGCAAGGACAUCUAGCACACACUAAUGACUUUUCAGCGAGCUACACCAACAGCUACAAGGAACUGAACUUGGUUCACCCUCACAGCCAUCAUCAGGAGCGGCUACCCAGCGACCUGGACAACAUGCCCAUAGAGAGGUUGGAAUGUGACCUGGAGUCGGUCCUCCAUGACACCCUCAUGGACGGCGGGGCGCUAGACUUUAAUUUCGACCCUGCAGCUGGAUUUCCCCAAAGAGUGAAGAGCACCUCGCACAGCUGGGUGUCUGGUUAGGAUUCGUAAGUGGAAGAAAAAGAGGAGGAAUUAGUGCCACCUUGGAUGGUAGCAUGCAAGGGGAAUGUGUUAAUAUAGAAAUCGUUCUUCUCUACAUAACAUUAUUAAGAAAAGCAUCCCUCUACUGUAUAAUAUUUAAGACUAAACUGUAUAAUAAGCAUCUUGUUGUAGAGAUUAAAGCUAAUAUGAAAUGAGAUGCUGAACUGUUAGGAAGACAUUGCUGCAUAAGCCAAUAAAUAAGACUUGUGUACAUUUUUUUGUUAAAAUUGAAAACAAAUAUAGUUUUGUUUUUUUACUAUAACAUACAAAAAGUCUGAAGACUUUUCAUUCUGACCACCACAGUGAGGUUUAGAAAAGUUUAGCUGUCAUUUGCCCAUCAAUAGGAACUUGAGGGACUUUAAAGCACAAGAGUUCAAAAUUUAAAGUUACAUAAAAACAUAUUACUAAACUCUUGACAGGCUUUUAUUGACCAAUAGAUGAUGGUGAAAUUUACCUAUAAAUGUUUAGCAGUUAAGGAUCCAGAUGUGUGUAGAGUAUAUUUAAGAAGUUUUAGCACCAUGAAAUUUAGGGGAAAUCACCAGAAUAUCAAAGUAAUAAAAUUUGAAAAUAACAAAACGAAAGAAAUGAAGUUAAACUGGACUUAGGAAGAUGUAACCCAACAUCACUCUGCCCAGACACAAUAUUACAGUGAAAUGUUUCUAAAUCCAUAAUCUCCUCCCUCAAGCUGCUGUCACACUGUUUCUUAUUUUUCCAUGUUUGCUGAUAUUUAGACAUUUGGCUCAAAAUGCGAAAAAAAUGAUGCACGUUUUGCGAAACAUCAAUCAUCACAACCGUGAAGCAUGAACUACUGUUCUGUAUAGUGCAGGCGCAUCGGUAUGAAGGAUGUAAAUAUUAGUCUGCUACUGCAUAAGGACAUAGUAUGUUGCCUUUGCUGAGAUUUCACUCUCUUGUUCUUUUUCUUCAGUGCCUGAUAACGCCCUGACCAUCUAGAGACAAAAGUCUGAUUCACUGUAUGCAGUCCGUAAGUUGUUUCUGAGUGGUCAAAGAAGCAGAAAUACUCAGAAAAAUAAGUCAGAGUCUCCUCUAGUUUGGCAUACCAAAUAGUAAAUCUUCACCAGCGCAGACCGAGCUUCUGCACAUCAUGUCACGUAACGAUUAAGUAACAUUAUUAUUGACUCAUUGCUGCAGAAUAUGCAUUUUACACUAGCAGACGCAAAUAAAGUCAAAGGUUUAGCGUUAUUUAAUCAAAGCUACGUUACGUAAGCCGCUAAAUUUUGAGAACCCCCUGCAGCCAGUCAACCAACCUUCAUGGACGGAAACAAAGCUGGUUGCAAACAUCAGAACACUUUAGUGACGUCUUUAACUUAAAAUGCUUUCAGUGCUCUACAUGAAAAUCAAAAAACAUCUUAUUUUCCAGUGGACAUCAUAAAACAGGAUUUCUGAAAUUAAUCCAGCAUUUGUACAUUUUGAGUGAAGGUAUUUAUUCUUUAUUUCAUAUUUAGAGAUGAUAGAUUCCCCCUUUGUGUUUUACUGGUGUGGAGAUACAUGUGAUUCUGCUGUCUGUGCAAAAGGGUGAAUCGCAUUAGAGGUGCUUUUGUUGUUUUUCAUUUAUAUCAAACCUCUUUCAACAACAUAAUGUAUGUAUUAUAUUUUGAAGAAGUUGCAUAUAUUUCAAUCAUUUGUGAUUGUUUUUUCUCUUAUAUGUAAUUAUGUUUUAUGCAGUAAAUAAUUGUUGUUUUGUCAGUAAUGGUUUUCUUGUUAAUAGGUCAUUUUAGACAAACGGUAAAGGUGAUUUUUUUUGUAAACUUGUUUCGACACGUUUUUUUUUUAGAAAUUUUAAAAAGACUGAAAAGGUGAAAUGUUUGAUUUAUUCUCUCUGAUGCAGUGAGAAAAAUUGUUUAUGAUGUUGAAGGCAGCAUUCAUAGAAUCAGACACGGUCCAACAACGUUCAGUCAACAUCAUUAAGGACAGAUUGUUGAUUAAAUGUUGUGCCAAAUAGUUGCUCAAGUAAACCUGAACGUGAUUGCUUCUCUGUGCCUUCACUGUCUCACAGACAUCGACUCUUCUACGAAUUUGUUUAUAAAUUUUAAGAAACUUUACUUCUAAUUGAACCAGAAUACAGUUAAGGAUGCAUCACACCUGGUUGUUUACAUAUUUCAGUCUAAACUACAGAAAUGCAUAUGUGAACCAUCAUACCUCGAAAUGUUUUACCUCUUAAAUGUCGAAGAGAUUUUCCUGCUGUUUUCCUCAAUAAGUCGGGUUUUUAUUUUGCACUCAUUUUUGACUUAUUGUGUUGCAUAAUUACAUGGUUUUCUGUCUUUUUUUUUCAUUGAUGAGAUUUAAGUUACAUUUCAGUGAGGCGUCAUAUCAAUAUUUAUUCUCCAUAUAGGAUUGUAGCCAUCAACGUUUAAUAGAUAUUAUUAUAUUAACAUUAAGUAUAAUUUGGCUUGAAAUCAAUAGUUCUGUUAAAUAUGAAACCAUUUAACAAAACGUGAGAAAACAGUCAACAGAAUAAGGAAAGAUUUCAUGAUAUUAUAUUUACUUUAUUUGGGCGCAAUUAAUGUAAACAUUUUAUUACAAUCAUCUUCAUUGCAGUUUGUGUUUAUAUCCUUCAGUACUUAAACUUGGUAAACUUGAUAAUAAAUGGAAAAAUCCAA